AUGGCGGAUUUGAAGGACGAACGAGGAAACCCAAUCCAUCUAACCGAUGAACAUGGAAACCCGGUCCAGCUCACUGAUGAGUUUGGUAACCCCAUGCACCUAACCGGUGUUGCUAGUUCCACUCCUCAUUAUAAGAAGAGUAUUACUAGCGACAUUGCAGAGCACCCAACCGCUACCCCUACUAGCACAGCAUCACAUCCGGUCGCUGGCGCUGCCACCGCAGCAGGAGUUGCCGCAGGUAUCGGUACCGGUGCAACCGCCACAGGGCAGCAGCACCAUGGCUCGCUUGAAGAGCAUCUUCGUCGGUCUGGAAGUUCAUCCAGCUCUAGCUCGUUGACGAUCCUAUCAUGA
Arabis nemorensis is the source of this 351-nucleotide messenger RNA. The record is from the annotation of a GenBank genome assembly. NCBI's taxonomy places the organism in Eukaryota, Viridiplantae, Streptophyta, Magnoliopsida, Brassicales, Brassicaceae.